AUGUAUGCUUGUGAAACUAUGGGGGGAGCAGAUUCCAUUUGUUCUGAUAAGACAGGAACAUUGACAAUGAAUAAGAUGGUCUUAACAAAAAUUUGGAAUAAGCAGUUUUAUGAAAUUGAUUAUUUGGCUAAAGAAUAGAAUUUGAGUUAGUUGGUAUCAAAAUCAAUGGAAAAUCUAUUUUUAGAAGCAUUAUGUUGUAAUUCAUCAGCUGAAUUGACACCUGAAUCAGGAUCAAAGACUGAAAUAGCUAUACUAGAAUAUUUGCAAAAGGCAAGAAUAGACUAUAGAAGAAUGAGAGAGUAGGUAAAUUUUAUUAAGAAAAACCCAUUCAGUUCAGCCAGAAAAAGAAUGAGUGUCAUAGUGGAUACUAAACACAAUGGAUUACCAGUCAAAAGAUUAUAUAUAAAAGGAGCAUCUGAGAUCAUAGUGUAGAGUUUAACACACAUGCAUACUUAUGAUGAUUAGAAAUUAAAAUUGGGAGUUAAGGAUAUAUAAGAGAUUGAGAGAAUAAUCAGUUAGAUGGCUAAAUAAUCUUUAAGAAUAAUCUGUGUUGCUUACUUAGAUUUGAGAGGGGAUGAAGACUUAUAGAAAAUGAAUGGAAAAGUGUAUGAUAUAGAGACUUAAGAUCUUACAUUUCUAGGAUUGUUUGGUAUAAUGGAUAAUCUCAGAGAAGGAGUUAAGGAUGCUGUUACUAAAUGCAAAUAGGCAGGAAUUAAAGUGAGAAUGGUUACAGGAGACAACUCAGAGACUGCAAGAGCCAUUGCUAUGAAUUGUGGAAUUAUUGAAUAGGGAGACGGUCAAGCCAUUGUAAUAGAGGGAGCUGAAUUCAUGAAAGAAGUUGGAGGAGUUGUUUGCAAGAAUUGUACUACUGAACUGUGUAAAUGUGCUAAAUCAUCCAAUGAAGCUGAAAAGAAUGGCACUUCUUUAAGAGUGGAUACCUUGGGCAAUAUGUCCAGAUUUAGAUAGAUCUAUCCUUAAAUUGCUGUUAUGGCAAGAUCUAGACCUACUGAUAAAUAUGCUAUGAUCAUAGGAUUGAAAGAGUGUGAACAUAUUGUGGCAGUUACAGGAGAUGGUACUAAUGAUGCACCAGCCUUAAAGAAAGCAGAUGUCGGUUUUGCUAUGGGUAAAGCAGGAACAUAAGUUGCCAAAGAUGCUUCUGCCAUUAUCUUAAUGGAGGACAAUUUUAGUGAUAUUGUUAAGGCUGUCAUGUGGGGUAGAAAUAUAUUCCAAUCCAUAAGAAAAUUCUUGUAAUUUCAAUUGACUGUCAAUGUUGUUGCAGUGGGAUUCACUUUGAUCUCCUCUGCUCUAUUAAAGUAAGAUGUACUUAAACCUAUUUAAAUGUUGUGGGUCAAUCUGAUUAUGGACUCCUUUGCUUCUCUUGCUUUGGCUACUGAACCACCUUCCGAAAUCCUCCUGAAAGAUCGUCCAUAUUCAAGAUCUGAAUCCAUUGUUACAAAUAAGAUGAUUAAACAUAUUAUUGGAUAGGCCAUUUAUCAACUGGCUGUCAUCCUUGUUCUUGUGUUUCUAGCCUAAGAAUUCAUACCUGAAUAUGCUGAUGACUAUGAUGAUGUCAUUAGAGACAGAAUAUAGGAAAAAAUCGAAGAAGAUUCAGAUUUUGUUUUUGAACAAUCCUCUCUUUAUCACCCUAAAUACAAUACAGACUAUUAUCCUGAAUCUUUAAAAAUAAGAAGCGGAAGAUUCUUGACUGUUACUAGUGAGAAUGAUUUUGAAGAUAUUUUUAAUGAGUUCAGAGUGCCAUCUCGUCAUUACACCUUUAUUUUCAAUGCUUUUGUUUUUAUGCAAGUUUUCAAUUUCAUUAAUAGCAGAAAGUUAAAUGAUGAGAUCAAUGUUUUUGCCAACAUGUGCAACAAUCUCAUGUUCGUUUUGAUAGUUUUCUUCAUAAUAAUCUUGCAAAUAAUUUUAGUAACUUUUGGUAGUCUUGCUUUCUCUUGCUAUAGUUAUUAUGGACUUACGAUUCAAUAAUGGGUGAUCUCCCUUAUUAUUGGAUUGGUUGGACUCGUUGUAAGUUUCAUACUCAAACUCAUUCCUGAAUAACAUAUCUGCCCAAAAACAUAAAAUGCAGAAUCAAAGACUCUUGAUAAAAAACCAUCAGGUAUUCUAGAAUUGAGAAGAGGAUCGUCUUUAAGGAAAAAAUAAUCGAUGCAUGUAGAUCAACCACCAAUUUAAGAUAAUCAUAUUUAAUUAAUUGAAAAAUGA
Paramecium tetraurelia is the source of this 2217-nucleotide messenger RNA. RefSeq lists its product as uncharacterized. Gene Ontology annotation, molecular function: P-type calcium transporter activity; ATP hydrolysis activity; ATP binding. The transcript is spliced from 3 exons. The record is from RefSeq and is a predicted model, not a curated record. Lineage: Eukaryota; Ciliophora; Oligohymenophorea; Peniculida; Parameciidae. Gene Ontology annotation, cellular component: intracellular membrane-bounded organelle; membrane.